AUGCAGAUCGUCGUAGACAGAAGGAUAAUACCGUUACUAGGCGUCUGGUAUAAAGAUGUCAAAAAACUUGAGGAUGUUGAUGAUCGUGAUCGGAAGAAAAGAUGCCUUUGUCAGCUUAAUGGAAUUUAUCUUAUUGAAAUAUGGUAUGAUGAGAAUCCAGAAGUUACUAUUCCUAAGAAGAUAA
This is a messenger RNA of Racocetra persica, 184 nucleotides long. The record is from the annotation of a GenBank genome assembly. Lineage: Eukaryota; Fungi; Glomeromycota; Glomeromycetes; Diversisporales; Gigasporaceae.